Arvicanthis niloticus (Nile rat) is the source of this 7929-nucleotide messenger RNA. It is a transcript of the gene Gucy2f, whose product is annotated as guanylate cyclase 2F, retinal. Gene Ontology annotation, cellular component: plasma membrane. The record is from RefSeq and is a predicted model, not a curated record. Gene Ontology annotation, biological process: protein phosphorylation; intracellular signal transduction; receptor guanylyl cyclase signaling pathway. NCBI's taxonomy places the organism in Eukaryota, Metazoa, Chordata, Mammalia, Rodentia, Muridae. Gene Ontology annotation, molecular function: adenylate cyclase activity; protein kinase activity; peptide receptor activity.
ACAGGCACUCAGAAAUACCACUGUCCAUCUCCAGAGGGCAGAGUAAUCCUCCAGUAUCUCAUCACUAGCUUGCUGGAAGGCAGCAAGGCUAUGUUCCUCGGACCCUGGCCUUUUUCUUACUUUCUGUCCUGGUUUGCCAUUUCCAGCAGACUGUCAGGACAGCAUGGCCUCGCUUCCUCCAAGUUCCUGAGAUGCUUGUGCCUCCUGGCCCUAUUGCCUCUCAUACGGUGGGGGCAAGCACUCCCCUACAAGAUAGGGGUCAUAGGCCCCUGGACAUGUGAUCCGUUCUUCUCCAAGGCCCUGCCUGAGGUUGCUGCUGCUUUAGCAAUUGAACGAAUCAGCCGGGACAUGUCUUUUGACCAGAGUUACUCCUUCUCAUAUGUGAUUCUUAACGAAGACUGCCAGACUUCAAAGGCCCUCGCUAGUUUCAUUUCCCACCAGCAGAUGGCCUCAGGAUUUGUUGGGCCUGCCAACCCUGGCUACUGUGAGGCAGCCUCACUCCUGGGAAACAGCUGGGACAAAGGGAUUUUCUCUUGGGCUUGUGUGAAUCCUGAAUUAGAUAACAAUCACAGCUACCCGACCUUUUCUCGGACACUCCCUUCUCCUAUUCGGGUGCUUGUAACGGUCAUGAAGUAUUUCCAGUGGGCUCAUGCUGGGGUCAUUUCCUCAGAUGAAGACAUUUGGGUGCAUACAGCCAAUCGAGUCUCCAGUGCUCUUCGGAGCCACGGCCUACCAGUAGGGGUCGUCUUGACCUCGGGACAAGACAGCCAAAGCAUUCAGAAAGCUCUCCAGCUGAUUCGCCAGGCAGACAGAAUUCGCAUAAUCAUCAUGUGUAUGCAUUCUGCCUUGAUUGGGGGAGAGACUCAGACGCACUUCUUGGAAUUGGCUCAUGAUAUGAAAAUGACAGAUGGGACUUAUGUCUUUGUGCCCUAUGAUGUACUGCUCUACAGUUUACCUUAUAAGCACAGCCCCUACCAGGUCCUGAGGAACAAUCAAAAGCUCCGGGAAGCCUAUGAUGCUGUGUUGACUAUUACAGUGGAGUCCCAUGAAAAGACCUUCUAUGAAGCCUAUACAGAAGCAGCAGCCAGUGGAGAAAUUCCUCAGAAGCUUGACUCACACCAAGUUUCACCGUUGUUUGGAACCAUCUACAAUUCAAUUUACUUUAUCGCACAAGCCAUGAAUAAUGCCAUGAAAGAAAAUGGACAGGCUGGUGCUGCCAGCCUGGUUCAGCAUUCCAGAAACAUGCAAUUCUAUGGAUUCAACCAGUUGAUAAGGACAGAUUCAAAUGGAAAUGGAAUCUCUGAAUAUGUAAUCCUGGAUACCAACGGGAAAGAAUGGGAACUCCGUGGCACCUACACUGUGGAUAUGGAAACUGAACUGCUAAGGUUCAGAGGGACCCCCAUUCAUUUCCCUGGUGGCAGGCCUACUAGCACAGAUGCAAAAUGCUGGUUUGCAGAAGGGAAGAUCUGCCAAGGAGGUAUUGACCCUGCCUUGGCCAUGAUGGUCUGCUUUGCUUUGCUUAUAGCCUUGGUGUCUAUCAGCGGAUUUGCUUACUUUAUAAGGCGACGUAUAAAUAAAAUCCAGUUGAUUAAAGGACCCAACAGAAUCCUACUGACUUUAGAAGAUGUGACAUUUGUUAAUCCCCACUUUGGAAGUAAGAGAGGAAGCCGUGCCAGUGUAAGCUUCCAGAUCAUCUCAGAAGUUCAAAGUGGGAGGUCCCCAAGGCUGUCCUUUUCUUCAGGUAGUCUAACUCCGGCUACAUAUGAGAACUCCAACAUAGCAAUCUACGAGGGUGACUGGGUAUGGCUGAAAAAGUUCCCUCCUGGAGAUUUUGGGGACAUUAAGUCUAUCAAAUCGAGUGCAAGUGAUGUGUUUGAAAUGAUGAAGGACCUGCGGCAUGAAAAUGUUAACCCUUUAUUGGGCUUCUUUUAUGAUUCGGGGAUGUUUGCCAUCGUGUCAGAAUUUUGUUCUCGAAGGAGCCUAGAAGACAUACUCACAAAUGAUGAUGUGAAACUUGAUUGGAUGUUCAAAUCAUCAUUGCUGCUUGACCUCAUCAAGGGAAUGAAAUACUUACACCACAGAGAAUUUAUUCAUGGGAGGCUAAAGUCUCGGAACUGUGUGGUAGAUGGGCAUUUUGUACUAAAAGUGACAGAUUAUGGUUUUAACGACGUUUUAGAAAUGCUGAGACUCUCUGAAGAGGAACCUUCUGAAGAAGAGCUGCUGUGGACGGCCCCUGAACUGUUAAGAGCCCCUGAGGGCAUCAGGUUAGGUUCAUUUGCAGGAGAUGUCUAUAGCUUUGCCAUCAUCAUGCAAGAAGUGAUGGUCCGGGGUGCUCCUUUCUGCAUGAUGGAUCUGCCUGCCAAAGAAAUCAUAGACAGACUUAAAAUGCCUCCUCCUGUGUAUAGACCAGUGGUUUCUCCUGAGUAUGCCCCUCCAGAGUGUCUCCAGCUGAUGAAGCAGUGCUGGGCUGAGGCUGCAGAACAGCGACCGACUUUUGAUGAAAUAUUUAACCAGUUUAAAACUUUCAACAAAGGGAAAAAGACUAAUAUUAUCGAUUCUAUGCUUCGGAUGUUGGAACAGUAUUCUAGCAACUUAGAAGACUUGAUCCGGGAACGGACUGAAGAACUGGAAAUUGAAAAACAGAAAACGGAAAAGCUUCUAACGCAGAUGCUACCACCAUCAGUUGCUGAGUCCCUCAAAAGGGGCUGUACAGUUGAACCUGAGGGAUUUGACUUGGUCACCUUGUACUUCAGUGACAUUGUGGGCUUCACCACCAUCUCAGCCAUGAGUGAGCCCAUUGAAGUGGUGGACCUUCUGAAUGACCUGUACACACUCUUUGAUGCCAUCAUUGGCAGCCAUGAUGUCUAUAAGGUAGAGACCAUUGGAGAUGCCUACAUGGUGGCCUCAGGCCUCCCAAAGAGGAAUGGCAGUAGGCAUGCAGCUGAGAUUGCAAACAUGUCCCUGGAUAUCCUGAGCUCUGUGGGUACCUUUAAGAUGCGACACAUGCCUGAGGUGCCAGUCCGAAUUCGAAUAGGCCUGCACUCAGGGCCUGUUGUUGCUGGAGUGGUGGGCCUUACCAUGCCCAGAUAUUGCUUGUUUGGGGACACUGUGAACACAGCUUCUCGAAUGGAAUCAACAGGGCUACCAUACCGAAUUCAUGUCAGUCUCAGCACAGUAUCAAUUCUUCGGUCUCUGAGUGAAGGCUAUGAAGUAGAGCUUCGUGGAAGAACAGAGCUCAAGGGCAAAGGCAUAGAGGAGACCUUCUGGCUUGUUGGAAAAAAGGGUUUCACCAAACCUCUUCCUGUACCCCCACCAGUGGGCAAAGAUGGGCAAGUGGGCCAUGGCUUGCAACCAGCAGAGAUUGCAGCAUUCCAAAGGAGAAAAGCAGAAAGGCAGUUGGUGCGAAAGAAGCCAUAAGAUGGAAAGAACUCCAGCAUUUGAAUCUCCUCUUGAGAAAGCAACAUGGAAGCUCAUUACAGACCAAGAUAUUGUUCUGCCCGAGCAAGAAACUAGGAUUGUUCCUACUAGGCUGCCUAAUCUCCAGGGAUAAAUCAAGCCCAAUCCCAGUGUAUGGAGUCUUCUGAGAAGGAACAUUGCCCAUAGGUUUUGUUCAUUACCAAGGUAUUACCAAAACCAAACCAAAGGGAAACGAGAACCCACAAACUAUUGAAAUGCAAACUGAAAUGAAUGUAAACACCCAAAAAGGGUAUACACCCGUCUCCAAGUUUAGUCAUUCCAACGUAGUAGUAUGGUCAACUUGGAUGAAGAAAAGGAGGUUUUUAUUUUCACAAAAGUAGGCACUAAUUUGUUUUCCUUUUAAUUUUAUUUGAAUUUCUAGAAGGUUGUCAGUGGGUAUAACUGAUAACUCAGAUUAGAUCCAGGGAAAAGGACAGCUAACUUCUAGUCUAUGUCUAUAAUGCUAUGAUAUUAGAUGACUAGAGUACAUAGAGAAUGGAAAGAAAGAAAGGAGCCUAGCUGUGUUGUCUGGAUAACUGAAGGCUAAAACGAAAUUUCUCUUCUUACUGCUUAUUGUUUAAAUUCUUUCCAAAAUUGUUAUUGUCUUUUCUCUUAUCUAAGUACAGAGAAUCUAGACGGUAUAAUUGAAUUGUCUUUGCUAGGUGAGAAUCUUCCUGGGCCUCAGGGACAUACACUGAACAUAACAGAAUAAAUGUAAGGGACACUGUCAGGAUAAAAGACAGAAGUCACAGAAGCAAGGGAGCAAUUUCUUCGAAGUCUUAUAUUUCCCCUUUCCUUCUGACUGCUCUGCCUUCAGGCCCUUAUCCAUGUCCCCAAGAGGGAUCCCUUUCAAUAUGUGUUGUGAUUUUACAAUUUUAGUUUUCAAGGUUGUAUUUUCAAGAGGCUAUUGGCAGUGGCUUGCCAUAGUCACAUGGACUAAAGCAGUAAGGCUUAAGACACAGCACAGGCAUGUUCAAAAUGGAUAAGCAAGCUUUUCUUCUCUUUUAUUAUAAAAAUAAUCUCUUUAUUAAAACCUAACCCAAACAUGUAAGCCAGUAAAGAAGUUAAUUCUUUUAGAACAACCCCUUUAAAAGGAAGAAAUGCCUAAGGUAUAAUUUGAUAACUUUGUCACUGUUUAAUUUUUCCAUAACUAACUUAUCCCAAAUCUGAGUUUGGAAUCAAGAGCCAACCCCAGCAGUUCUUUUUCCUCCAGUGCUGAAUCAAAGUGCCCUACAUUGCUAGCUAUCACAGCCUCAGGCGGUUGACUUACUAUGUAGGAGGAUGCAGAUAGACUGAUAUUGACUUUACUUUCUUCUGAUGAGUUUCUUAUUCUUUGUCUGGAUGUUCUAGGGAAGAAGGAGACACAAACAUAUCAUCAUCUCUUUGUAACCAUUAAAAGCUGAGCUUUUAAGACUUUAUUUCUAGAGUAAGAGAUGACCCCAAGCAGUGUUUCUCUUUCAGAAGAGGUAACACAGCUCUUUACUAUGAAAAGGAAUGGAGGACUGGAGGCAAAAGACGGGGGUGUGUGUGGGGGGGACUAGUGCUAAGUAACCCAUAGAGCACUGGGUAUAGCCUUCUAUAGAUCAGGAUCAUCCCAGACAUAUGCCCAUUCUGGGCUUCCCCAUGUGUAGGCCUUCAAAAAUAAUUAUAGUCUAACCCAGUAUUACUCAACCCGUGGAUCACAAACUCUUUGACAAGUCCAAUGAACCUUUCACAGGGGUUGCCUAAGAUGAUUGGAAAACAGAUAUUUACAUUAUGGCUGAUAACACUAGCAACAUUACAUUUAUGAAGUAGCAAGAAAACUAAUUUAAUGGCUAGAGUCACCACAACAUGAGGAACUGUAUUAAAGGGUUAUAGUAUUAAGAAGGUUGACCUCCACUGGUUUGGCCAAAAUAUUUCAUUGGAAAACAAGACCUAAUGAGACUGCUCCUUUGCUGUCUGCUUGGCCCUGCCCCCUACUUCUUUUCUUUCUCUUUAGCUGUUCAGUAUGUCAACCAAAUUUACUUUUCUAGCCUGUUUUCUUUCUCAUCACAUCUUACUUUCCUUGAUGUAAUCAAAAGGGAGUUCCUAGGUAAAGCUGUUCCACUCAUCUUGGUUUCUUUUGUAUUGAUGCCUUCACCAUUAACCGAAACUAAGCUUUCUUCUAUUUGCCUUGGUAUUUAUUUAUACAAGAAGAAACACAUUCCCAUUCCCAUUUGAUUGACUUAGUGAGGUAUAUAGUCUGAUUCCUAUAUUCAAUUGAUUAUCACACUGUUGCUUGAUGGCACAGUGGGUGGAACUGGUAGGGACGUAAAUGAUUUUUUUUUCAAAGCAUUUUUUUGGCUUGUUUGUUUUGUUUUGUGAUGGUGGUGGGUUUUUUUCCUUUUAGAUUUUUCUUUUUAUUUAUUUUUCUCUCACAUAUUAUACCCUGACUGCAGUUUCCCCUCCUUUCUCUCCAUCCAGUCUCUCCCUCCCCAACCUCCUCUUUUCCCUGGGUCUAUCAUUCCAACUUUGUCUCCUCUCAGAAAAGUACAAUUCUUCCAGGGCCAUCAACCAAGUGCAAAAUAACAAACUAUAAUGAAACCAGGCCCAUAUUCUCACAUCAAAGCUGGAUGAGCCAAUCCAGUAGCAGAAGGGUCCCAAAGGCAAGCAAAAGAAUCAGAGACAACCCCCAACCCCACUAUUAGGAAUUGUACAAAAGACUGAGCUACACGACCAUAACAUAUAUGCAGAGGCCUUGGUCAGACCCAUACAAGCUCCCUGAUCUCUGUGAGCCCACUUGAGUCCCAGUCAGUUACACUGUUUUUAAGUGGCUUAUAUUUCCUGUAUGAGACAAAAUAUUCAGAAAACUAAUGAUUUUCCAGUAGAGAUUUGGGUUAGUUUUAUUCUAAUCAUUUUAUCCUCUUAUUUUCUGUUGAUUUGUCUCUUUUGAUAACGGAUUACUGCAAAAAGAAAGCAAAAUGUUAAUGAAGAACAAGUUAACUUUGAUUUGAAGUUUUACUGUACAUUGUAAACAUGUCUUACUACAAUGAUCAUCCAUUGGGGAUUAUAUAGAUUUGUUUUUCUUUUGUUCCUUUAUAGAUCACAAUAACAGCAUAUGUUUCUUGUAUAAAAUGAAGAAAACAUAGAAAGCCACAAGUGAAGUUAGAAUUGUUCAAAAUCACAUUUAUUUUGUGAUUCCUAUUUGGGAUGGCAUAAUAGAUUAUGACAUAAUAGAUUAUGACAUGUUACUAUAUCAGCUGAUUCUUAGUUUUAUUCUAAUAAUUUUAUCUUCUAAGCUGUUUUGCUUUUAUUUUCUUGUCAACAGUGUUUCUAAUAUUUUGAUGCUACAAGUUGAUUCUUGUAUAUUUUCGGCAGAUUUCAGUGAUCCAUUUGUUCUUUAUCUCACUUGGCAUAGCAGAGUAGGAGAUAACUGAUGACUACCUCUUCAAAGCUCUAUAACUUGACUACAUGAAGUUACUCCAUCAAAAUGUAUUAGUCUAAGGACUCCCAUGACUGCCUUGUCUUACACUUACUAUUAUUAUACAAAUAACUUGAUUAGUGUGAAUCUUGUCUCAUCAUAUCAAUCGGAUUGUCCUCAAUCCAAAUGAAAUCAGCUGGCAAGGAGUAUGAAGUGGCAAAGAGCCAAGCAGCAAUCCAGGAUGCUCACAUCUAUGUGAUAACCAGGCAAUAGAAUAUAACUUAAACCCUCAGUUGAAUCAAGUCAGUAUUAAUUAGCUGAAAGAGCACAAUGUUUCAACCAUUUAUGUUAACUUCUUUAGGCAACCCUGGGUGGUCUAAUUAAGAAUAUUUACCACCUGGUUGAUUGUUAGAUUAUUAAAUAAUGGAUUCUGGCAUGGAUGUAGCUUAGUUGGUAGAGUGCUCACCUAGCAUGCACAUAGCCCUAGCGAGGUCCAACCUCCUGUACUCCAGUCAGGUACAUGACUAUAAUCCUAGCCCUAAGAAGAUGGAGGUAAGAAUCAGAAGCUCAAGGUCACCAUCAUCUACUUAGUUAGAGACCAGCUUGUGUGAUACAUGAAGGUUUAUUUAAAAAAUAGAAAUGAAGUAAUAGAGUCUGCACAAUAAAAUUCCUUGUCUUUCUGUCUUAUGUUUUCUUGCCAGGUCAAGAUAGUUUAUAGAUAUAGCACAGGCAUAGAUAUAAACUACCUUUUAUAAAACAUUUAUGUCAGUUAAUUAUACUUUGUUUGGUUUUCUCCUGGAAUGGUUUGUAGACACCCUGACAUCUUCCUUAUUUUUCAGUUUGAAUUUGCUAUAACCUAACCAAUAAUGAAUUGCAUUCAAAAGAAAACCUAGAGCGGAAGUAAUCACUAAUCUGUAUACUCACUUUGGCUUCCUAUAAAUUAGACUGGCUAGAAAUGUCCCUAAGUGUUUUCAAAAGUGAUUAAUCCUAAUUAAAUUGUAUAUAUGAUCAGACUUGGUAGAGCCUUUGGAGGUGUCAAGUCCAUCAUACUACAGAGGUAAUGAAUGGAGUUCAGGAAGAAGAAGCCAUCUCCC